UUUUAGCUGUGUUCACUCCACACCGCAGCAUGGCGACGAAAGAUGGAAAGAAAGGCCCAGCACAAAGUCCAAGUGCUGAAAACAGUCUUUCUGUGGCAUAUCUCGUUGCAUAUAAUGUUCUUCAAAUGAUAGGAUGGACUCUCUUGAUGUUUAAGCUGGUUUAUCACAUGUUCACAGAACGUACAGUGGUGGGAUUGUAUGAUGAAGUUGCUAUCUUCCUAAAUAUAUUUCAAACUGCUGCAGUUUUGGAGAUUUUCCAUUGUGCUCUUGGGUUGGUGAGAUCCAGUGUCAUGUUGACAGCUUUUCAAGUGUUCUCCAGGGUUUUCCUCACAUGGGCAGUUACAUACAGUGUGCCUUCUGUUCAGAAUUACUAUGGGGUACUUCUGUUUGUUACGGCAUGGACAAUAACUGAAAUCAUUAGAUAUUCCUUCUACUUUUUCUCUCUGCUGGGAGGCGUUCCAUAUUUUAUUGUGUGGUGUCGGUACACAUUUUUCAUUGUUUUGUAUCCAAUAGGAGUAACAGGAGAACUAAUCACCACAUUCAGUAGUCUAAGAGAAGUAGAGGAGAAGAAACUGUAUUAUGUACAGUUACCUAAUGCAGCCAACAUGUCAUUUAAUUACUUCUACUUCCUUGUAUUCUUCAUGAUUAUGUAUAUUCCAAUUUUUCCCCAGCUGUAUAUGCAUAUGCUGGCUCAGCGAAAGAAGGUCCUAGGAAACAAAGAUAAACCGAAAUCCCAGUAAAAUGGUGGUGUGAAUGAGGACUAUAAAUACAUGUGUCUCCUGUAUGAACAAAAGCAGCAGUACAAUCACAAAAUAAUUUAGCAGAACAUUUUUAUUUAUAAAACAGUCAUUUCAUUAUGUAGUGAAAAUCAUUUAUUUCAAAUUGUAAUCACUGAUUUUAAUUGUAAUUAAGACUGAGCAAAAUAUACAUGUAUUAUAAUUAUAUAAAUU
Molecule: messenger RNA, 950 nt
Organism: Saccostrea cuccullata (small rock oyster)
Lineage: Eukaryota; Metazoa; Mollusca; Bivalvia; Ostreida; Ostreidae
Product: very-long-chain (3R)-3-hydroxyacyl-CoA dehydratase 2-like
Exons: 7
Coding region: 30-740 (236 amino acids)
Biological process (GO): fatty acid elongation; sphingolipid biosynthetic process; very long-chain fatty acid biosynthetic process
Cellular component (GO): endoplasmic reticulum membrane
Molecular function (GO): 3-hydroxyacyl-CoA dehydratase activity
Source: RefSeq, a predicted model, not a curated record